UAUUUGACUCCAUAGCAAGAAGAAUAACAAGAAGCUUUCUUCUGGGGCUUUCCUUCCUCACUUAUCAUCUAAAUAUUCCUCCCAUUUUCCUGUCCCCCAAGCAAAGGCCACUCUAUACACACACACACACACACACACACACACACAUCUCUUGCCGCCUUCUUCUCCCUGUUGAUUGCCCUAGCUAGCUACCUUCUCUGUCUCUCUGUGUGUGUGUGUAUAACUUUAAUCUUCUUUCAUGGCAGCUUCAUCAUCUGACCCAAGUCGAAGUCCUGCUGGCCUCAGUAUCAUCGUCGAAAGCAACCCUUCCAAUCGCCGGCUAGCCGAGUUGGGUAUUAACUCAUGGCCAAAGUGGGGUUGUCCUCCGGGGAGGUAUACCCUAAAGUUUGAUGCCCAAGAGACUUGUUACUUGCUCAAAGGGAAGGUGAAGGCUUACCCAAGAGGAUCAACCGAGUAUGUAGAGUUUGGUGCGGGAGACCUUGUGAUCAUCCCUAAGGGACUUAGCUGCACCUGGGAUGUGUCUGUUGCCAUCGACAAAUACUACAAGUUUGAAUCUCCUUCCCCAGCAUCCUCCUCCUCUUAGAACCCUAGCUAGCUAUAUAUAUAGUUGUAACUCAUUCCUUUUAACUCAUCAUUUAGCUCCUACCAUUUCAGAAAACAAAUUAACCUGUGAGAAUCAGAGUCCAUAUAUAUAUAUAUAUUUGUAAUGAAAUCUUCUCUCUUUUUCCUAGCUAUAUCUAGUUCUGUAUAUGUUUCUAAGCCCUAAAUUUCCUUCUAGUGAUGAUCAAAUUCAAACCUUCUGUUAGCUAGCAGUCAUGAGUAAGAUUGAAGCAUCAAUCCCCAUCUUUUCUUCUUUUCUUUUCUUCCCUGAAGUUUUACAAGUUCUUUAUAAGACAAUCUCAAACACCCAGAUAUAUAUAUGUGUGUGUGUGUGAAUGUUGUUGAAAUAGAUUCAGAGCUUAAUUUCUGCUGUUAAUGGAGGGGUUUGUGAUGAUCAGAAAUGAAUAUAUUGCUAUAGAUGAGUGGUUAGAUGAAUGUUUCUGGUUCUGUAAAGUAAGAUGUAGAAUAUAAUGCUUAGAUGCUCAGCAUGAAAAAGAAUAAGAACAAGGGAGUCAACGCAGUCUCUUUCACAGGGCACCAUUAUUUGGAGCCUUUAAAGGGCACGUGCUUCAAAUGUUAUAUACUUUGACUGGACACCAUCAGAUUAUUAUUCUAUCAUAUCAGUCCUGAUGAAACCCUAGCUACUCGCAGCAGGGUGGGCCCAGCAGAGUUAGAGGUUUCGAAUUCGAAUAUUUUUCUUUACAAUAAUUUAGAUGGCCAUCCAUCUAUCUAUCUAUCUGUAUGUUUAAGUGAGAUUUGGAGAUAAAGAAGUUGAUAAUAAUGUGAUUCUUGACCUGACUAAGAGUUAUUGGUAGUGAUUUAGAGGCUAUUGCGUUCCACAUGAGCAAUAUAAUUGGCACUUACAAGAAGUAGUCUCCCAAUGAUCUCAUUGAUACUGUUUUAACCCUUUACUAAAAGUCCAAAGGUUCUUACUUCAUUGCUGUGUUCACACCUGAAGGCCACCAUUUUAUGAGAUGCUGGCCGAUGAUGUGAC
This is a messenger RNA of Diospyros lotus (date-plum), 1594 nucleotides long. RefSeq lists its product as uncharacterized. The coding region runs from base 239 to 583 and encodes 114 amino acids. The record is from RefSeq and is a predicted model, not a curated record. Lineage: Eukaryota; Viridiplantae; Streptophyta; Magnoliopsida; Ericales; Ebenaceae. The transcript has 2 exons.